Messenger RNA from Aricia agestis (brown argus), 2785 nucleotides. Its product is annotated as scm-like with four MBT domains protein 2. NCBI's taxonomy places the organism in Eukaryota, Metazoa, Arthropoda, Insecta, Lepidoptera, Lycaenidae. The transcript is spliced from 7 exons. The coding region runs from base 137 to 2740 and encodes 867 amino acids. The record is from RefSeq and is a predicted model, not a curated record. Gene Ontology annotation, cellular component: nucleus. Gene Ontology annotation, biological process: regulation of DNA-templated transcription.
UGGGUGAACUAGUGACUAGCUAGUCUAGUGGAUUAUUUAUUAAUUCAGUCGUAGAAGAAAGGAAAAUUAAUGUCUUUCAAUCAUUACAGCUCAUAGAUUAUUUACACUUUAUCUAAAAUUAAGUAAUAAUUAAAUUAUGGAGUUUGAUUGGAGUGUUUUUAUGAAAGAAAAUAAAAGUAUUGCUGUCCCUGAAGAGUUAUUUUCUCACGUUGAAGCCAGUCUCAACAAUGGAAUCAAACAGGGCAUGCUCCUCGAAGUGUGCCACAAGAGCAACCCCGACGUUUACUGGAUAGCGGAGAUCACAUUAGUCUGCGGCCACCUCCUCUGCAUCAAGUUCGUUGGUGCCGAGAAUGUGUUCUGGUGUGACAUAUCCACCACCAAAGUCCAUCCUCUGGGCUGGUGUGGCAAGUAUGACGAGCUGGUGGAACCACCUGAUGAUAUCAGCGAGAAAUGCGGAGAGACGAUCAUAGAUAUCAUGAAGAAGGCCCUCCUAGUUGGAGAGUCUGUGUCUAUUGAGGCUCUGAAGAAUAAGGGCUUGUCGCCUAUAGAUAGAAUCAAAGUUGGCAUGAAGGUCGAGAUUCAGAAUAUUAUUGACCCUUACAGAUAUUGGAUUGGGACCGUUCGUAAGAACUACGGUGGUCGCCUGCUGGUGUCGUACGACGGCGCUGACGACGAUCAGCCGCCCUUCUGGAUGUUCUUCUGUAACCCCAGACUCAGUAGUUUCGGCUACGUCACUAAUAAGGGUUCCCCGUGGCAGUUCAAGUACCCGGCUAAGGUGAACAAGUUCUCGUGCAAGAACAAGCUGAGCGCGCAGCUGCGGCAGAGCGCGGAGGAAGCCAUCACAGAGCCCACGCCGCCGGAUCUAUUUCAGUCUAUCCAAACUCAGGAAGCCCACAGCUUUUCCACUGGAAUGAAGUUAGAGGCACUCAACCCUCAAGAUAUGAGAACUGUUAGACCUGCCACAGUACUUAAAAUAUUCAACAACCUCCAAUUUCUAGUUGUCAUUGAUGAUCACGUAGACGACUACGAGGACAGCAAAAUGGCCUGGUUAUGUGACAACAUGCACCCAUACAUCUACCCUAUAGGCUGGGCCCAGAAGAACAAAUUUAAUUUCAAAGCGCCCAAGUCAUGGAAGGACGGACCUUUCGAUUGGGACGAGUACCUCAAGUUGACUAAUUCGUCCCCUGCACCAGAGUACUGCUUUGGUAACAAAGAACAACUCAAGGGUAUAGAAGUGAACAUGAAAUUGGAAGCGGUGAAUCCAUUCCAUCACGAUGAAAUCCAUGUUGCAUCAAUAGAAGCGAUCGCUGAACACAUGUUAUAUGUGGAACUGCUUCCUAUUGGAGAGAAGUACUGGUAUUCCCAAGACAGUGAUCUCCUUUUCCCAGUAGGAUGGUGUGACAGCAACAACUAUGAUCUACAUAUCCCUGACACCAACCCCAAAGAACGGGAGAAGGUUGGAGAGAAACCCAAAGAAGAUAAAAAGCCAGCGGAGGAAUGGUGUGAUAGAAUAUUUUUUAAUUACAAGUGUUACGCGGGCCCUUCUAUUAGUAGGAACAAGUUGUCUCAAUUACCCAAGGCGGUAGGACCUGGGCCGUUAUGUUUGGUGCUAAAGGAGGUGUUGAAUAAGAUAAUAUCGGCGUCGUAUAAACCGGCGAAACUGUUGAAGGACUGGGAGACGGAGGGUCCGCCAGAGGAGGGAAUGAGAUUGGAAAUGUUGAGGGCAAAACUAAAGUCUAGCACGUACCACGCGUACGUGCCGAUCGCGACGGGGACGUCACAGGUGGGCGCGUUCUGCCGCAGUGUGUGCGCACGCCUGCAAGCCUGCCCCAGCCUGUUCGGGCCACAGCCGUACCCAGACCGCUGCCCGCACAGCUGUAACACUGUCGACAAGAGUACUUUCCACAAUGGUACUGAACGUCGGGGAAGACCAAAAGGAAGCGUGAAUGGCAAGAGAAAAAAGAAGAAAACUGCUCCGGAAAAAAAGGAGAAGGAACCACCGGCUCCAGAAAACGAGAAUCAGAGAGAUGCUGAGUCCGUAGCCAGCGAUCAUAGCGGGUCCACCCCUCCUUCAGAACAGGGAACCAGACCCAAUAGCCCCGAAAGCGGGACAGACUAUAAAAAAUCUACUAGAAGGAGAAGGGACGCAAAAAGCAACUAUCCCAAAUUGGAAAUGAAAACUCGAGGUGCGAAACUCCCGAACUUUGCAGUACAAAUGAAGGAGGCGCAUUGGAAUAAGAAAGACGUAGAGACAAUCUACAGUAAUACAUGUGCCACAAAGAAACAAAAUCACGACAGUGAUACGGAAAACGAAACAAACGAAAGCAGUACAAACUCUAGGGAUGCCAAAAAUAUAUCAGACGUCUCCGAUUCGGAAGAACCCGAAUUGAAGAAACUCAAAUUUAGCUUAGACGAUCCUCUUCCAUCGGACAAUAAAAUGUUCGAAAAGAAUGCCUCUAUAACGUGGAUCAAGGGGAAAAUUAAUCUCGCGCCGAACCCUCUAGAUUGGACCGUCGAUGACGUGUACAAUUAUUUGAAAAACACCGAGGACUGUAAACUCAUAGCCGAGAAAAUGAAACAAGAGGAAAUCGACGGACAGGCGCUAAUCAUGCUAGAUCUGCCGAUCAUACGCAACUUCUUGCAUAUGAAAAAGGAGUUCGCGAUGCAACUGUGCAAACACAUAACGAAAAUAAGGUGGUACUACAUAAUUAACUUCGAAGAGAACAGCGGAUUGUUAUAGUUGAUGUUACUGUUUAUCUAGUCUCAAAUAAAUUACCAAAAGAAU